Molecule: messenger RNA, 1021 nt
Organism: Aspergillus aculeatus ATCC 16872
Lineage: Eukaryota; Fungi; Ascomycota; Eurotiomycetes; Eurotiales; Aspergillaceae
Exons: 2
Coding region: 453-923 (156 amino acids)
Source: RefSeq, a predicted model, not a curated record
GAUGAACAAGAUAGCACAGAACAUGAUCUUGAUAACCCAUCAUUGGCUCAAAUAACAAUAUUGUGGUUCAACAAACCUGUCGUUGAGAAACCAUCAUGCACGUCAUAAUGACUCCGGGACCUCCCGCCCACCGAAACAGCUCAGAGCGAAAUCGCUCCAUGUAAACACACACUGCCCAUUCUAUCAAUGCGUAGAAAACCUCACAUCUUUUCAAUCUUCCCUGCCAAAUCUCACAGCAACUGAAGUACGUUCAAGACAGCCACCAUGUCUCCAAGCGCUCAAGCACCGCCAACCAUAAUCUCCGCCUCGCAAACCCCCGAAGAAGAGGUAUAGUCCCGCCCAUUCCCCCCGAUCCUCUCAGGCAACACAAGCCACACCACAAAAGAAUCCAAAAUAAUCAUACUCACCCACCACCCUCACUCUAGCGCAACAUCACCACCGCCAAGCAAUACAUGGCCAUCGCCUACUCCCCGACCGAGAACCACGGCGCCGAGUCCGUCCGCCACCUCUGCCACCCAGACAGCUGGUUCUGGAGCCCGUCCACCUUCCCGGGCUGCUGCACCCCGAUGGACUACGCCGACUCGCACGCCACCGUCAUGCAGUCGGUUAACGACCUGCACAUCGUGCGCUACGAUCAGGCCUGGGCCAAGGACGGCCACGUCCUGCUCCGGUACACCGCCGAGGGGUCGCAUGCGGGGAGGCCGUACAAGGGGAUCGAGAGAUUCGACCCCCCCAAGCGGGCGCAGUGGAGCGCGGCGGCCAUCUUUGAGAUCAGCGAUGGGAAAGUCAAAAGCUUCACCAAGGACUGGGAUCAGAAGGUUAUGCAGAUCCAACUCGGUUGGGCGCCUGUGAAGGAGUCUGACGAUCCGCGGUGGAAGGCGGAGAUUUUGGCGGACCCUGAGAAGGGGCGGCAGGCGAAGUAGGGACGGAGGGUUGGGGAGACGGGGGGAAUAGUAAAUCUCGGAAAAUCCGCGGGUCCUUUCGGGUCGAUGUUCAUGUUGAUGGAGUAGAAUGGCGUGAU